This is a messenger RNA of Parus major (Great Tit), 1231 nucleotides long. Its product is annotated as natural killer cells antigen CD94-like. The record is from RefSeq and is a predicted model, not a curated record. Bases 389 to 1081 code for a protein of 230 amino acids. The transcript has 6 exons. Lineage: Eukaryota; Metazoa; Chordata; Aves; Passeriformes; Paridae.
ACAACUUGGUCUAGUGGAAGGUGUCCCAGUCCUUGGCAGGGGGCUUGGAAUGAGAUGACUUUUAAGGUCCUUUAUAACUCCAUGACAUGGCUGCCCAGCCCAGCCCUGGCUGCAUGUUUGAGCCAUUCCCACAGCUUGCUUCCCCAAAGCCUGGAGUGUGUGAUUCCCUCCUGCUGGGGUGCCAGGAUGCUGGCCUCAAGGGCUGUCCCUUGCCCCAAGUGUCUGGCAGUCCCACAACCCCCGCCUGGGCUUUUGUCCCAGGUGGUGCCUCUGGGGACCCCACCAGGAAGUGACACUUUCCAUUUUGCAUUACGCCCAUCUGAGAAGUUGGGCUGGGAAGGGGUUGACGCUGCCCCUGUGGGCUGCAGAGCAGGAGACCAAGGAAGGGAUGGAAGAGGGUGUCAUGUAUGCUGACCUGCGCUUUCCUGCCACACCAGCUCCUCAGCAGAGAGUACGUCUGCCCUGGUGCUGGGCAGCCCUCAGUCUGGGUCUCCUCUCCCUGACGCUCCUGUUGGUACAAAUCAUCCUGGUCAGCCUGAGUUUCCACUAUUUAGUGCAACAACAGACGAGCAGUGCACACGGUCUCUGGAGUACAGAGGAGAGCCCCAUCUAUGGGAAACAGACACUGGAAGGGCAAUGCCAGUUUUGCCCACUUGGCUGGCUCUGGGAUGCGGGGCAGUGCUACUACUUCUCCUCUGCCAAAAAGAGCUGGGAGCAGAGCAGAGAGGAUUGCUGCUCCAGAGGGGCACAGCUGGUCACCAUCCAAGCCAACUCCACUCUGGCUUUCCUGGUGCGCACAGCUAACAUGGAUGUCUUUCAUGUGGGGCUGAAGAAGGAUGGCUUCAGGUCUGACUGGAAGUGGCUAGAUGGCACCACACCAGAAGGGAUCUUCCCAACCCCGCGCUACACCAGGUCUUUCCAGGCCUGUGGCAGGGUGUCAGGCUUGGGACUUUUAGGUGGCUCCUGCACAGAAGCCCUCAGAUGGAUCUGCAAGCAGAGUGCAGCCUCUCUGCAGUGGCUCCAGUCCUCGCCUCCUGCCUUCCUCUGGGGGAACACCACCUACAGCUGUGUGAGGCCGUGAUGGCUGUGGUGACCCCCAGCCUGUGCCACCACCCUUGUUCCCUGCCUGACCCCAGUCCAUCAGCAUUCUCAGGCUUUUCUGCCUCCUAGCCCAGACCUCUUUACCCUCCAAAACUCUGUACAUUGCCAAUAAAUUAUCCCAACAAUUGCA